AUGUCUGAAAAUACGAAAUAUGAUCCGCAUUUAAAGAGCAAGCAUAACGAAAAAAUUUUUAAAAUAGUUAACGAUGUAGCUACGCCAUUUUUUCCUUUUAUUGGAGCGAUCACGAAUACUCUUAAAUCGCUGUUAAAAACUUUUAGAAAUGCAAAGUGUAACCGUAAAAUUUGUUCAGCUUUGAUAGAUCGAGUUAAAAUCGUUAAGGUAGCUGUUGAAUCUUUACAACGAGAACAGCCAGGUAAUGAAGUAUUCUUUCAAAAGCAGGCUUCCUAUGAAGCGUGGAUCAGAUUUACCGCUGUUUUAAAAAAUAUUGAGAAAUUUGCCGAGCAAGUCACGCAAUUACCAACGGUACGAAAGACUUUUCACAGUGGUGGUGAAUCAAUUAAAGAGACAUUUGAUAAAAACAUUAAAGAGUUUGAGGAAGUUUGUCACGAAUUACAAUUUGUUUUAGCUAUUUACAGUCAUGCACAAAGAGAAAUGGAAUCUGAAAAAAUUAUUUCGGAUAUUAAAAAUUUAACUCAGAUUAUGAAUAAGUUCAAGGAUGAAGUAAUGAAUAACUUAAUCCAAAUAAGCAUAUAUAAGAAUUGUUUGGAACAGCCGAGGAUAGAAGGCAACAUAAAUGAUUCUCAUGGUAUAGACCCUCUAAAUAUUAAAGAAUGCAACAGGUUCAAAGAUUCUAUUUUUAAAGGAAAUUAUUUUGGAACUCAAGUUGUGUACCGAUAA
Molecule: messenger RNA, 726 nt
Organism: Dentiscutata erythropus
Lineage: Eukaryota; Fungi; Glomeromycota; Glomeromycetes; Diversisporales; Gigasporaceae
Source: the annotation of a GenBank genome assembly